Octopus sinensis (East Asian common octopus) is the source of this 843-nucleotide messenger RNA. RefSeq names its product protein unc-87-like. The transcript has 4 exons. The record is from RefSeq and is a predicted model, not a curated record. NCBI's taxonomy places the organism in Eukaryota, Metazoa, Mollusca, Cephalopoda, Octopoda, Octopodidae. The coding region runs from base 1 to 843 and encodes 280 amino acids.
AUGAACACAAAACACAGUUUAGAAUAUAACAUUAAUGCACAAAGACACAAUUUCAAUGGCCCACAAUGUGGUCCGAAGCCUCAUGAAUCUCGUACAGUUCAUUUUGAACCAGAAGUAAAGCGUGCUGGCCAAGGAAUUGUUAUACUUCAGGCUGGAACCAACAAAUAUGCAACACAGAAAGGAAUGGUGAUGGGUGGUGUCCGCCACAUUGCAGACAUCCGUUGUGACCAGUAUGAUGCAGAAAGCAACAAAGAUGUCUGUCUGCAAAGUGGCAGCAACAAAUUUGCAUCCCAGAAAGGUAUGAGCUUCGGAGCAGUUCGUCACGGGAAUGACAUCAAAUCAGAAGAGAUCACUGAUGAAGGAAAACGUACCAUCAAUCUCCAAUAUGGCUAUACUGCUGGAGCAAACCAAUCAGGGAUGAGCUUUGGAAAGAACAGAUCUAUUGUAGAUUAUAUUCCUGAACCAAUGUUUUACAAAUAUUAUUCCGUCAACAGGAAUUACAAUUCAGAAAAUAUAAUUCAGGCAAUUAUUUGUGGAGAAGCGCAAAGGCACAAUUUCAACGGCCCACAAUGUGGUCCGAAGCCUCAUGAAUCUCGUGAACUUAAUUUCGAUCCUGAAGUAAUGCGUGCUGGUGAAGGAAUCAUUGGACUUCAGGCAGGAAGCAACAAAUUUGCAACACAGAAAGGAAUGGUGAUGGGUGGUGUCCGCCACGUAAAUGACAUCAAAUCUGAAGAAGUCUCAGAAAAAGGCAAGUACACCAUCAAUCUCCAGUAUGGCUUCAACCACGGAGCAAACCAAGCAGGAAUGAACUUUGGAAAGAAAAGAUCCAUUGUAGACAUAUAA